Molecule: messenger RNA, 1613 nt
Organism: Vigna angularis (adzuki bean)
Lineage: Eukaryota; Viridiplantae; Streptophyta; Magnoliopsida; Fabales; Fabaceae
Product: 1-acyl-sn-glycerol-3-phosphate acyltransferase
Exons: 7
Coding region: 521-1405 (294 amino acids)
Biological process (GO): phosphatidic acid biosynthetic process
Cellular component (GO): membrane; endoplasmic reticulum
Molecular function (GO): 1-acylglycerol-3-phosphate O-acyltransferase activity
Source: RefSeq, a predicted model, not a curated record
UUUCAAUUCCAAUGUUUUCAUCUUAUCUUAGUUUUGAGGCACAACUUCUAUAUAGCCUCUGUUUUCUUCCUCUUCUUGUUCAUAAGCGUUACCAUACAUUUCUUUUUCUUCUUGUCUUCACUCUCUACCUUUCUUUCUCAGGAGCUAAAACUCACAAGUGCUUCUUUGCUGGGUCUUCUUCAAGCAAUUGCUGUCAGACUGAUAAAUAAAAAGACUAAUGGUAUAAAAUAGUAUAAAAUUCCUUCGAAAUAUAGUAGAAGAAACCCCCACCAUCUUCAGUGUUCAUUUUAAAGUUUGAAACUUUUCACCAUUUUCGUUAACUGACGGAAAAUGGGAGUUCUGGGUUUUAUCCAUUCAGUUUUCUUGAAAAAAAAAACUGAAUUUUAUCAGUUGCUGGUGUAUUUUGUUCUUGAAAAAUUCCACUCUCUUUUUAAUUGACCACCGACCCUUGUGAUUGAUCCUUCAGUUGAACUGGGAGAAAGGUGGCCUCUGUUAGCGUGUAGUGCUCACAGAUUCUGUCAUGGUGAAUACUGAAGGUGGUGUCCUUUUAAGGCAUAGAAGGUUUGAGAGCUUGUUGAAUACAAGAUCUAGCCAAAGUGUGGAAGAAACUCCAAAAGUUGCAGUGAAAGAUGGACUGGGAGAAACAACAAGGAAGGAUGAUGGGUGGGUUUCUGCAACCAUAUCUUGGAUCAGAAUUGUUACAUGUUUUGUGUCUAUGAUGGUCACGACAUUCGUAUGGGCAAUUAUCAUGGUUGUGCUUAUACCAUGGCCCUAUGAGAGGAUCAGACAAGGAAACAUUUAUGGACAUGUGACUGGUAGAAUUCUGAUGUGGAUUCUUGGUAAUCCUAUAGAAAUUGAAGGUGCUGAAUACUCUAACGAGAGAGCCAUUUACAUCAGUAAUCAUGCGUCUCCAAUAGACAUAUUUCUUAUAAUGUGGUUAACUCCUACAGGCACUGUUGGCAUUGCUAAGAAAGAGAUAAUAUGGUAUCCUUUAUUUGGGCAACUUUAUGUUUUGGCUAACCAUCUUCGUAUAGAUCGAUCCAACCCAACUGCAGCUAUUGAGUCCAUGAAAGAGGCAGCUCGUGCAGUUUUGAAGAACAAUCUGUCGUUGAUCAUUUUCCCAGAGGGUACCAGGUCUAAGAAUGGACGACUACUUCCUUUCAAAAAGGGUUUUGUUCAUUUAGCACUGCAAUCGCGUCUUCCAAUAGUUCCAAUGGUUCUGACAGGUACUCAUCUAGCAUGGAGAAAAGGCAGUUUGCAUGUUAGACCAACACCUCUGACUGUGAAGUAUCUUCCACCUAUUAGUACUGAAAAUUGGAAGGUUGAUAAGAUUGAUGACUAUGUUACAAUGAUACACAACAUGUAUGCUGAACACCUUCCUGUGACUCAGAAGCCUCUGCCUUGAAAAGUUGUAGACUCAGAAGAAUCAGAAUCAGAAUCAAUUUUAAGCUGAAGCAUAUCUUCCAAAAGGGAGCUCUUGUUAACUGCAAUAUGCAUAAAUUGGUUCUAACAAAUGAAAUACCUAAAAUCCUUGCAAAAAGCUUAGCUUCCAUGUCUAAUUUAUUCUCGUGCUCUUAACUGAUAUAUGAAUAUCAAUGUUUACCUUUUGAUCA